UAGAAAGUAAGGUUUCGAGCAUGGAGAGAACCAUCCAAAACCUGUUUUUCCUCUCUCUCCUCAUUCUUAUGCUCCAAGUCGAUCAAUUCAGUCUUGCUGUUGUGAGGAGGACUAGCGAGGCAAGCGAACCACUUGCGGCAUCAGCACCAGAAGGAAUAGAUUGCGGGUCGGCAUGCGAGUACAGGUGCAGCAAGGCGUCGAGGCAUAAGAUGUGUAUUCGGGCUUGCGGUACCUGCUGUGCGAGGUGCCACUGCGUGCCCCCAGGGACCUCAGGCAAUGAGGAUGUAUGCCCCUGCUAUGCCAACAUGACCACCCAUGGAGGAAGGCACAAGUGCCCUUAAAUUUUACUGCACACAUUACUCACAUAUUACUACUGUUACUCAUGAAAUCAAUCUAAAAUCUUUAGUAUUAAGCACCAAGCACCCAUGUCUAUAUAUUUGUUUAUGAGACUUGGAAAAAUAUGAAUGUAGUGAUUGUGGAAAAUUUUAAAUAAAGACCUGUGAUACUAAGGCUGGAAGGCCUGCACCAGUCCUACCAUUAUUGUAAAGUA
Messenger RNA from Amborella trichopoda, 550 nucleotides. RefSeq names its product cypmaclein. The record is from RefSeq and is a predicted model, not a curated record. NCBI's taxonomy places the organism in Eukaryota, Viridiplantae, Streptophyta, Magnoliopsida, Amborellales, Amborellaceae.